Paramecium tetraurelia is the source of this 1839-nucleotide messenger RNA. RefSeq lists its product as uncharacterized. The transcript is spliced from 4 exons. Lineage: Eukaryota; Ciliophora; Oligohymenophorea; Peniculida; Parameciidae. The record is from RefSeq and is a predicted model, not a curated record.
AUGUUAACUUUGGACAACUUCAAUCAAACAUCGCAUAAACAACCCAUUCUGAAUAGUCCGCGAUCAAUAGAAGCAUGUUAAAGAUGUGGAGUAUUAACUGAAGAAUUAAUUAAAAUAAGUAUCAAGGAAUUAAAGCAAAGAAAUCCUGAUUUAAGAUUGAACAAACAAGGAUGGAAGAUUCUGUGGAGACAUCAUGAAAUAAGGAGAUAAGAGACAUUGUAAUUAUGUAGAGAAGAAAGAAAACAAAUUAUAAUCUAAAAUCAAGAUGAACAUUAAACUAAUUUAUAAUAUGAUGAUUAUGCUAUUUAAGUUUAAAAUGAAUUAGACUAAGUUGAAAUUGAAAAAAUUUAAGAAAGAACUAAAAGAGAAAUAUAGCAAAUGCAACACUUUCAAAAAUUGUAAUAAGAAAUUAAUGAAAAGAGCUAACAAAAAUAAUUAAAGAAACAAUAAAAAGAGUAUUAGAGGUAAUAGGAAUUGCAAUUACAUAAAAUGAAGUAGGAACAAGAUAAAAUAAGAAGAGAUUAAGAAAAAAAACUAAAGGAAUAAUUAGAAGAAUAAAGAUAAAAAUAAAUUGCAUUAGAAUAAUACCAAAAAGAAUAAGAAAGAGCCUAAUAGGAAAUUAAAAAGCAUUAAGAAUUGCAAGAGGAACAUAGAAGAAAAGAGGAACAACAAAAGUUGAAGCAAUAAUAAUUCAGAUAAUAAUUGCAGAAUAAGGAUUUAUAACAUGAAAUGGAAUAAUAAUAUAAGAAGGAGCUAUUGCAAUUCAAAGAAAAAGAAAGAUAAGCAAAGUUACUUUAAUAACAAUAGGAAAGAGCAUAAGCAUCUAAAUUUGCUUAAGAAGAAUUAGCUUAAAAGUUGCUUUAAGUUAAAGAAUAAUAACAAUACAAAUUGAUGAAAAUGUAGGAGGAGUUUUAAAAUAAACAAAUUUAAAGCGAACAUUAAAGAUAAUUGUUUGAGUAGGCAUAGCACUAGAAAUUUAUGGAAAUCUAAAAUAAGGUAUUACUGUAAAAAGAGAAGAUGUUAAAGUCAGCUGAAAAGUGUAAGUAGAAGUAAGAAAUAAAAUAAGAAAUCAAUAUUUCAAAACAAAAAUAGAAAAAUGAGAGAAUUAAAUUACUUUAAGAGUAAAAACUUGUUGAGCAUUAAUAAAAAUUAGAAUAAUAGGAAAUUGAAGAAAAGUAGAUUAAAUAAAAAGUAGAAGAAUUGUAAAAUACAAAUAAAGAUUAAAGAGUUGAAUUAAAUCAGAAACUCAUUUUAAAGGAUUUCAUGAUUAAAGAAAAAUAGCUAGAGAAAAAAUAAUUAUUAGAGUAAAUAAAACUAUAAGGAAAUUAGAAAAUGAAAAAUAAAAAGUUAGCUCUUGAAAAGUUAUAUUAAAAACAACUUAUGGAAAGACAAUUAUUAAAAGCUUCUUAUAAUGAAAAAUUGAAGUGGAAUGAAAGUCUAAAAAUAUCACAUUAUCAAAAUGAGUAGAAUUGGAACCUAGAUUUAAGACCUUCAACCGGUUUAUCAAAAUCAUCUUUUGAUAUCCCAAGGGUUUAAUCAGCUUUAAAUAAGAAAAUGGAAAAGGAGGAGACAAGAGUGAAUGAAUUUUUGAAAAAUCCUCAAAAAAGGCAAGAAUUUCAAGAGCUUGAAGAAAUAUAGCAUCAAGAGAUGAUUUAAUUGAUUGAAUAUGAAUAAAAAUUAGAAGAAGAAAGAGAGAGAACAAUGUUUUAGAUAGAAAACUACCAAGAGUAAAUGAGAUUAGAGAAGAUAUUUGAAAUUGAGAGAAAAUAAGCCUAAAAGAAUAUCCGAAAUUUAUAAAUAAAACAUGAUUAUCAAAUUGAAGAGCUACUAUCUACUUGA